AUGGCUCUCGCAACGUUUUCUCUCAGCCUCAUCUCUCUGGCGCUUACAAACGUGCACCUUUCCAGAGCCAGCGACCGGCAUGCUGUGUAUUGGAACAGCUCCAACCUGCUGCUCCGAACAGAGGGAUACACGGUGCAGGUCAGCGUCAACGACUACCUGGACAUCUACUGCCCCCACUACAACAGCAGCCAGCGGGGGACGCUAGAGCGCGUCAUCGCAGAGCAGUACAUCCUCUACAUGGUCAACUACCACGGCUACCGCUACUGCGACCCCCAGAUGGGCUUCAAACGCUGGGAGUGCAACCGGCCCCACGCGCCCCACGCCCCCAUCAAGUUCUCCGAGAAGUUCCAGCGUUACAGCGCCUUCUCGCUGGGCUACGAGUUCAACGUGGGCCAGGAGUACUACUACAUCUCCACGCCCACCCAUCACCACGGCCGCAGCUGCCUGAGACUCAGGGUCUUCGUCUGCUGCUCCACUUCCUCCCAGGGGGACGAUGACUCCAGUCAGACCUCUCCUGACUACACAGUCAGGCCAAACAUCAAAAUACACAACCUUGAUGAAUUUAACCCCGAGGUUCCCAAACUGGAGAAGAGUGUCAGCGGCAGCAGCCCCUCACGUGACCGCCUUCUCCUCACGGCGGCGAUGCUGCUGGUGUCGGCCGUCCUUCUAUCCUAG
This is a messenger RNA of Cololabis saira (Pacific saury), 675 nucleotides long. It is a transcript of the gene efna3a, whose product is annotated as ephrin-A3a. Gene Ontology annotation, cellular component: plasma membrane. The transcript is spliced from 5 exons. Gene Ontology annotation, molecular function: ephrin receptor binding. The record is from RefSeq and is a predicted model, not a curated record. Gene Ontology annotation, biological process: ephrin receptor signaling pathway; axon guidance. Bases 1 to 675 code for a protein of 224 amino acids. NCBI's taxonomy places the organism in Eukaryota, Metazoa, Chordata, Actinopteri, Beloniformes, Belonidae.